UUAGGUUGCGGCUCCCUGCGUGCGCCUAUAACUUUGUGUUGCUGCCCGUGGUUGUUAGGAGGAGGAGGAGGAGGAGGGAUGUGCGAGGAGCCGGCGACCAGCCGAGUGACAGCCUGCUGCUGCUCUUCGGGAGGGCUGCGGCAGCCCGGCUGCUGGGAUCGCUCGGCUCUCGCCAGCCGCUCGCGGAGGCUCCGCCGCUUUCGCCUCCUUCGCCUUUAAAGGGAAGGCUCCGAGGAGCCCAAGGCGCAGGAGCAGGAGGAGCAGGAGCAGCAGGAGCCGUGCGGCAGCGCUGCUUUUGCCUCCCCGGCAAUCGGGAUCGCUGCUGCUGCCGCUGCUGCUGGCGGCGAGGAGGUGGCCGCGGACACCCCCCCCCCCCCCCCCCCGCAUCCCCUCCCGGUGCUGCUCUCCCCCGCUGUGCCCGGGCUCGGGGAAUGACUUGAGCGAAAAGGGGGGAAAGCUGUCAAGAUGGCAGCAGCAGGAGCAAGGAGGUUAUGAGCGUGGUGUUGCUGCUGGAACAAAACCCCUGCUCGGCGGCGGCGGCCCUGGGGAGGGCUGAAAGCUUCCGGACCUGUUGGAAGACCGGCGAUUUGAUCUGCUCCCUGCGAGAAGAAGGAUUUAAUCGGCGAUUUUUUUUUUUUUAAUCGUUAUUAUUAUUUUUUGUUGAAGCCCCCGGGGUGGCCUUCACCAGAUUUUGGGGCGGAGGGGGCACCGCAAAGUGACGGGCUCCCGCUAGCAUGCACCUGGCCGGCUGCAAAGACUCGGGCUCCCUUUAGGGCGCUCUGAAGAAAAGAGGGGAAAAAAAAAAAGAAAAAGGAAAAACCACAAAGUCUCGGCUGUACCCCGAAGGCUCCGGGACCAAAGGGGGUGUGUGUGUGUGGGGAGGGUCCUGUCCUGUCCUGUCCUGCCCGCAUGGAGUGAAGCGCCCCGGGGCCAAGAUGGCAGAGGCGUCGCCCCCCGCCCCGCUGUCGCCGCUGGCCGUGGAGCUGGACCCCGAGUUCGAGCCGCAGAGCCGCCCCCGCUCCUGCACCUGGCCCCUGCAGAGGCCCGAGCUGCAGCCCAGCCCCGCCAAGCCCCCGGGCGAGCCGCCCGCCGACGCCGCCUCCAUGAUCCCCGAGGAGGAGGACGACGACGACGAGGGGGGCGCCUCGGCCAUGGCCGUCGGCGGCGGCGGCGAGGAGGAGGCGGCGGCGGCGGCCGCGGUGGUGCCGGAGGAGGCGGCUCGGCUGCUGGCCCCGCUGCCCGGGGGGGGCUCGGAGGGGCCGAGCUCAUCCCCAGGGGGUGCUGCAGGAGGAGGAGGAGGAGGAGGAGGAGGGGGGCUCGGUGGGAGCCCGGCGGCGGCGGCGGCAGCGCCGAGGAAGUGCUCGUCGCGGCGCAACGCCUGGGGCAACCUGUCGUACGCCGACCUGAUCACCCGCGCCAUCGAGAGCUCGCCCGAGAAGCGGCUCACCCUGUCGCAGAUCUACGACUGGAUGGUCCGCUGCGUGCCCUACUUCAAGGACAAGGGCGACAGCAACAGCUCGGCCGGCUGGAAGAACUCCAUCCGGCACAACUUGUCGCUCCACAGCCGCUUCAUCAGGGUGCAGAACGAGGGCACCGGGAAGAGCUCCUGGUGGAUGAUCAAUCCAGAUGGCGGAAAAGUGGGCAAGGCGCCACGCAGACGCGCCGUGUCCAUGGACAACAGCAACAAGUACACCAAGAGCAGAGGGCGGGCGGCUAAGAAAAAGGCGGCCCUGCAAACGGCCCAGGAGGCAAGCGAGGACAGCCCUUCCCAGCUCUCCAAGUGGCCGGGGAGCCCAACGUCCCGCAGCAGCGAUGAGCUGGACGCCUGGACGGAUUUUCGCUCCCGGACGAAUUCCAACGCCAGUACGAUAAGCGGCCGCUUGUCCCCCAUUUUGGCAAGCACCGAGCUAGAUGAUGUUCAAGACGACGACGCUCCGCUUUCUCCCAUGCUGUACAGCAGUCCAUCGAGCUUGUCCCCCUCGGUAAACAAACCGUGUACCGUGGAGUUGCCUAGGUUGACUGAUAUGGCCGGGACAAUGAAUUUGAACGAUGGACUGACAGAUAACCUCAUGGAUGAUCUCUUGGACAAUAUAACACUCCCUUCCUCCCAGCAGUCGCCCACGGGAGGGAUGAUGCAGAGGAGCUCCAGCUUUCCGUAUGGUUCCAAAGGUUCGGGGCUGGGUUCCCCCUCAAGUAGUUUCAACAACGCCGUGUUCGGGCCCUCGUCCCUGAACUCCCUCCGCCAGUCGCCCAUGCAGACCAUUCAGGAGAACAAGCAGGCCACCUUCUCUUCCAUGUCCCAUUACAACAACCAGACGCUGCAGGAUCUGCUCGCCUCGGACGCGCUCAGUCACAGCGAUGUCAUGAUGACGCAGUCCGACCCGCUCAUGUCCCAAGCCAGCACAGCUGUGUCCGCCCAAAACUCCCGCAGGAACAUCAUGCUCCGCAACGACCCCAUGAUGUCGUUUGCCGCGCAGUCCAGCCAGGGCGGUCUGGUCAAUCAGAGCCUGCCCCAUCACCAGCACCAGUCUCACAGCUCUCCUCUUAGCGGCAGCCGUGCCUUGUCCAAUUCCAUCAGUAACAUAGGCUUGAGUGACUCGAACAGCUUGGGUUCCUCCAAACAUCAGCAGUCACCCGUCAACCAGUCUAUGCAAACACUUUCUGACCCGCUCUCAGGCUCCUCUUUGUACUCCUCUAGCGUGAACCUCCCGGUCAUGGGACACGAGAAAUUCCCGAGUGACUUGGACCUGGAUAUUUUCAAUGGGAGCUUGGAGUGUGACAUGGAGUCCAUCAUCCGCAGUGAACUCAUGGAUGCAGAUGGGCUGGAUUUUAACUUUGAUUCCCUCAUCUCAGCUCAGAACGUUGUCAGUCUGAAUGUGGGGAACUUCACUGGUGCUAAACAGGCUUCAUCACAGAGUUGGGUACCAGGCUGAAGGAUCUUUCAGAACAGGGAAAAAUGGGCAAACAGGCCCUCAAACUGACACGAGAUGUAGAGAGAGAACCCUUUGCCAAAUCUGCUGUCAGCAAGUGGACAGUGAUACUGUUUACAGCUUACGACCUUUGUGAACCCUGCAUUAUUUUCCUAAUGAAGCAGACUGUUAAUAGGCCCCACACCUGAGUGAAGAUCCUCUUCUUUUUUUUUUUUUCUCUUACUUUUUUUUUUUUGGAAUUGAACUCAUUCUGAAGUAUGCAAAAUCUUCCUUUUCUGGGAUGGCCAAGCACCUGCUGUGGAGACAAUGUUCAGCACCAUCCUGUUAAGAACACACUGUGUAGCCUUUACAGUAGUUACUUGUCAAUGAGUAUGUGGUGUUUCAAUAUAUUAAUGGUUUAUGGGAUGUUUUAAGUUGGCUUUUCUUUUUGGAGGUUUUUCCUGUCUGCCCGCCCUCCUCCCCCCCCAGCCUCCAGUUUGAUUUCCUUAGAUUUUUUUUGACCAUUUUUGCUUUCUCUCCCUGGGGAAUCUGAAACACUGCUUACGCUCGAGGAAGCGAUCACAACCCACCGCCAGGGCUUUCCAAAUAUACAGCAUCCAUUACGCCAAGCGACCGGCCGAAUUCCAGAGGGAGGCGAUCUCGUGUGGUCUGUUUGCCCGUUGGGUUGCUUUGUUUCUUUUCCUUUCUUAAUUCUUUUCCUUCAACUUCAUGGUACGCCCCCAUGUUCAAGCAUCGAGCCAGGGCUGAUGGCAAAGCGAGGGAGAACCGGCGAGGGAAACCUCCCGGCUGGUGCUGGCGAGGACAGGACGGACUGACCAUGGGUGCCGCUGCCCUCCUCGCCUCCUGGGCCGCAGGACCCCGCUCGCUGCCCACCAGAGCAGGCUCCCCACCUGCUGUACGUUAGUUAGAAGUUUUAGGCUGAGCUGCCCUUUGCUGCUGGACGCGGUGAGAGUCACCACCCGGAGGGAUCAGUCUGGAGAAGAGAAAAUGAAGGGAAACGCCGCUUCGCAGGAGAGGGGAGCCAACGGGCAGUGCAUCAGCAAGUCACUCGCACAGGUCAUUGCAGUGUGUUAUUGCAUCAGUGAUCCUUUUUUUUUUUCCUUUUUUUUUUUGACAUAUCCUUGAUGAUUUUUUUCCUUCUCGUCGUUGUCUAACCCACUGUGGAAGAAGAAGCAGGAGAGGGAAUGGCAAGGUGACAAUACACAAAUGGCUUUUCAUCCGAGCAUAGAUUAUAACAGGAUAAAUGACACUGAAAGACAAGGCAGUUUUAUAUAUUUUGCUUCUUGAGAUUUUUCUUUUGUAAAAUGAAUAAUAAUUAAUAAUAAUGAAUAAAAGGUAUGGUGCUGUAUAGAUCCUCUCUAUAAUCUGGAAAGUUUGAUUACUUUUUAUUAGUAUCUUGGGGGGGAGGGAUACAAAAAAAAAGAGGGGAAAACACCAAUGGUACAUAAGAACUUGGUAUGAAGACGUUCUGAAUAGGACAGUGUAUACAUAAUUCUCCAAAGCGAUAUAUGACGUUUUGUUUUUGUUUUGUUUUGUUUUUUUCUUUGCAUAAAGGCAUUAUGCAUAUAAAUAUAUAAAUAUAUUUUAUUAUGUACAGAAAUGGAUCAUUAUGCAUGGAUGUUAGGAAAACCGACUAGCAUUUUAACCCAAAGUUUCCGUGCAUGAGCUGCCACCGGUCCGUGUACCAUGCAACGUGGAGUGACUCCCUCGCGCCACUGCCACCGCACACGCACACGCACAGUCAUGCACGCCCACGCCAGCGCUCGUGGGCCCUCCCUCGCUCCUCACGUCCCAGGUCCCCGAGGUGACGUUGGUGAAAUAACAGCUCCCCCCCUAACCCCGUGUGAUGGAAGUUUUGUUCCGUAUCGUAGCCCCCCUCGCGCUCACGCUCUUCCCCUACAGGCGCUCCUCUUGGUUUCGCCCCGUGGUUAUGACUGUGUAAAACUCUGUGCAGUUGUGGUUAUCGUCGCCCCGUAGCAUAUCGACUCUUCCAAGCAGCCGAGGGUUUACCAUCCUCAUUUUUUUAUUUUUAAAAAAAGGAAACUUCUCCCCAUGCCCCGUGGAUUCGGACACAGGACACACCGCGCCCCUACCUUGGAGACUAUCCCAGCACCCACUGAAGAGGGAUGGUCUUGGACAACCUCUUCAGUUUGGUUUGGUUUCUGCUGCUCAUUUUUGUGGCCAAAACUUUCAAACUGAAGUGCCUCACGACGGGCAUCACAAGUCUGGGGCUUGGAUGUGGUGUCACGGGGCUGUCGCUCCUCAAACUGUGGUGCCUCAAGGGCCACCCCGUCCGCAUGCUGAGGUGCCUAAAAAUUGCCCUCGUCUCCAGAGGUGCCGAGCAAAUAAAUGCAUCCUAAUGAAUUGAAAAGGUCACUUGUUUAGGUGUCAAAAUACAGAUAAAAAUUGCUAAUUUGGGGAAAAUACCUUUUGAAAACUUUGGCCUUUUGAGUUUUUGAAUAUUCUCCCGCAUAGUUUUCCCUCUGAAACCACAUAAAACAGAUAACGGCCCAGAAAAUUACACAGGAGUCACUUAAACACUCUGUCUAAACAGAAGGUCUAAGGUGGCAUUUACGCAGUUUCCUACUCACAGUUUUGGGGGUUUAUUUCAUAAUUUUGUCAUUUCUUUUUUUCUUCCUCAUGAGAACAAUUGGAUAGUUGGCCACUGCUUAACUCCGGAAAUCUUUGUGCCACUGCUUCAAAAAGUUAACCUUUUAGGUCAUGUAUUUCUCUCGAAUGAUGUCAUUGCUUGGCAAUCAGUGUCCUGUAAUUGUUUUUAGUACACGAUACGCAUUAGGAAUUGCCAACAGAUGCGAAGGGGGACCAGACACAUUUCGUUACUAUGGGUUGGAAAAAUGGAUUGUACAUUUGGCUUCACAUGUUUAACUUUUUUUAAAAAAAGUUGCAUGAUUGGAAAAAAUAUGUAUACAGUAUCUGUAAAACUGUUUUAUCUGUUUUUGUUUCAAGCCAUGUAAAUUGGAAGAAUAUGAAAUCCACAGCCUUAGCGCGCAUGGCCGUCUUGACAUACCGAAGAGCUGAACAGUUUAUACUUUUCAUUUGGGCUAUCUUGUACUUUCAUUUGAAAGCAGACACUCUCAUGUUGCAGUCUUACUGAGGAUUUUAUAAAAUAAGAAUAAUUAAAAGAUAAAAAAAAAAAAAAAAAAGAUGCUGCCCUGGAUGAAUAUACUACCUUACUACACAGAGAUCGGAAGGAAGUUUGUUUUGGAGCAAAUCCUGCCCCGUUCCAGACGAAGUAGCGACGCAGUGCUUACUCCACUUGGUGUUAGUAGAUAUUGCCUUGUGUAUUCCAUUUUAAAUUGUAAUCUAGUUUGUAAAAGAGAUGGUGACGCAUGUAAAUAAAGCAUAAUGGAUCUCUACAUUGCA
Anas platyrhynchos (mallard) is the source of this 6314-nucleotide messenger RNA. RefSeq names its product forkhead box O3 (gene FOXO3). The record is from RefSeq and is a predicted model, not a curated record. Gene Ontology annotation, molecular function: DNA-binding transcription factor activity, RNA polymerase II-specific; RNA polymerase II cis-regulatory region sequence-specific DNA binding. NCBI's taxonomy places the organism in Eukaryota, Metazoa, Chordata, Aves, Anseriformes, Anatidae. Gene Ontology annotation, biological process: regulation of transcription by RNA polymerase II. Gene Ontology annotation, cellular component: nucleus; mitochondrial matrix.